AUGGCUCUGCUUCUGAGCAUGAUGCCGCUGGCGACCCGCGAACGGUCGAGCCAAGUUCUGGCAAUUGUCAAAUACCGCGAUCUUGUGAGCUCUGACCCGUAUGACAGUUCGGAACAGCAGCCUAGUGCUGAUGAGCCCAACGAGACGUGCCCAGAAGAGAUCGCCUCAAUCCGGCGCCUCAACGAGGGUGCUGUGGCCGGGCCACCUCGCCACCAAGAUUUCUGGGUGUCAGCUUUUCCUCACGCGGCUUCAACUAGCAUCGACGCUGCAGCGGCGCACUUCGACCGGCUCUCCGACUCUCUCGAUGACUUCGUGCAGGCGCUCAUUGCUGAGGGCUCCCGGUGUGCCCUUCCGAUCAAAGACAACGAUGGUAUUUGCAAUCCUAGACGAAUAACGUACCACUUCCAAGGUCAAGAUGGCAAGAGUUCCUGCGUGAAAAAAGCCAACGGAUGUGACCGGAAUGCUCAGAACUUCAAAAAGGAAACCGAUUGUCGCCGCGUGUGCAUUUGCUCACUGUGCAUCACUACUCCACCAAAAGAACAACAAUAUUGCUAUAUUUACGAGAUCUUUCCAGACGCUGUGGCCAUAUACACUUCCAGCAACGACCCAAGCCUGAAGUGUGCGACGGCCGACCGGACAGAAUACGAGCCGAACAGGAAGGUCGUUUACACUUGGAAUUUGAACAGUGGCGAAGAGUCGAAAAAAGACACGUACGUGGUCGAAUAUUACCCAGGUCCUGCACCAGACACGGUAGUUGCCAUUGCUAACCAUGACCAGAAGCAUCCCACUUCAGUCAAGUUUGACUACACCAAUAAUAAGAACUGCGUCGUUGCCAAUUUCCCAUACAAGGGCGAAGUGUGCAUACUGUGGGUCCCGAAAGCAUACGUGUCAUCAGUUCCACAAGAAUGCGUCGACCAAUUUGAAGACAUAUGCGACGACGAAUUUCCAGCCUACCAAGAGGGCCUGUGUGACGACGCUCUCGGUGGUUAAUAAAAUUACACGCACUUCCUGUGCGCUCCACACCU
This is a messenger RNA of Dermacentor andersoni, 1025 nucleotides long. RefSeq lists its product as uncharacterized. The record is from RefSeq and is a predicted model, not a curated record. Gene Ontology annotation, molecular function: serine-type endopeptidase inhibitor activity. Lineage: Eukaryota; Metazoa; Arthropoda; Arachnida; Ixodida; Ixodidae.